This is a messenger RNA of Globicephala melas (long-finned pilot whale), 1555 nucleotides long. It is a transcript of the gene RAB5C, whose product is annotated as RAB5C, member RAS oncogene family. Gene Ontology annotation, cellular component: endosome; Golgi apparatus. Gene Ontology annotation, molecular function: GTPase activity; GTP binding. The record is from RefSeq and is a predicted model, not a curated record. NCBI's taxonomy places the organism in Eukaryota, Metazoa, Chordata, Mammalia, Artiodactyla, Delphinidae.
GAGGUGGAGAUCCGGAUCCGGAGCGGCUGAAAGGCGGAAGUGGAGGCCGGAGCCUGGGACACCGCUGGGGGGAGAGGAGCGGAGCCUGUCCGAGCCCCGGCCCCAAGUAACGCCGCCGCCCCGGAGCCGCCUUGGAGGCCCCUCCUCACUAAGUGCCUCUUUGCACAGCACUGGCCCCCGCCCCCACGCUCACCGGCACCACUGCAGCGGGACGGGCCAUGGCGGGUCGGGGAGGUGCAGCACGACCCAACGGACCAGCUGCUGGGAACAAGAUCUGUCAGUUUAAGCUGGUCCUGCUGGGGGAGUCCGCAGUGGGCAAAUCCAGCCUCGUCCUCCGCUUUGUCAAGGGUCAAUUCCACGAGUACCAGGAGAGCACAAUUGGAGCGGCCUUCCUCACACAGACCGUCUGCUUGGACGACACAACAGUCAAGUUUGAGAUCUGGGACACAGCUGGACAGGAGCGGUAUCACAGCCUGGCCCCCAUGUACUAUCGGGGGGCCCAGGCUGCCAUCGUGGUCUACGACAUCACCAACACAGAUACGUUUGCACGGGCCAAGAACUGGGUGAAGGAGUUGCAGAGGCAGGCCAGCCCCAACAUCGUCAUCGCGCUCGCGGGCAACAAGGCCGACCUGGCCAGCAAGAGAGCCGUGGAGUUCCAGGAAGCACAAGCCUAUGCAGAGGACAACAGUUUGCUGUUUAUGGAGACAUCAGCAAAGACUGCGAUGAACGUGAAUGAAAUUUUCAUGGCAAUAGCUAAGAAGCUUCCCAAGAACGAGCCCCAGAAUACAGCUUGUGCUCCGGGCCGGAACCGAGGAGUGGACCUCCAGGAGAACAACCCUGCCAGCCGGAGCCAGUGCUGCAGCAACUGAGCCCCCCUUACCUGCCCACUGCCCCCACCUCCUCCGCCUCAACGACCCGACUGGAAUCCACUCUAACCAAUCGCACUUACCGACUCGGGCCACCACUGGGGGGCAGGGGGAGGGGCCCACCAUGGUUUCUCCAUAUCAUUUUGAUCAUAGGCCGGAGUGAGUUAUUCCACCUGCACCUUUCUGUACAAAUACUAAUUCAAUUUUAAGUCUUAAGUCACUUUUUUAAUAUAUAUGAUCUGCUCUUCCCACUUCUGCCCUUUCUACUGCUCUCCCACUCUUCCUUUGCCGGUAGUAGCCACGUGCCCCUGUUCCCCCCACCCUGGUGUAUGGGGAGGCGGGGGUUGGAGCAGUUCCCCUUCUUUCCCUCUUGCUGAUUAGCGGGCUCAGCAAGAGCAUCCGUAUCCUUAACUGUGUUUGGAGUGCGCUUCGUUCUGGGUGACGGGGCAGGCCCCAGGGGCCAGGGAAGGGGGAGGCAGCUCUUCCCUCAGCUGGCUGUCAUCAGGCUGCAGCGUCCCCUCCCCACCGCCUGACUCACAGCUGGGAGAGAACCCACAGCAUUACCACAGCAUUAUUGUGACAGCCACGAACCCAUUGCCCACAGCCCCCUUCCCCCUCGUCCUUGGUCACCCUGACCUCUGGCUCUGAGCCCUGUUCUGACCAAAUCACAAUGAUGAGUAUUUGGGGGU